Molecule: messenger RNA, 254 nt
Organism: Ilex paraguariensis (yerba mate)
Lineage: Eukaryota; Viridiplantae; Streptophyta; Magnoliopsida; Aquifoliales; Aquifoliaceae
Source: the annotation of a GenBank genome assembly
AUGAAGAAAAAUAGGUGUAAGCUCUGCUUAAAGGGCAUUGCCAAGGGCAGAGCUUUGGGUGGGCAUAUGAGAUCUCACAUGUUAAAUCUCUAUGUUCCUCCAAAACCAGAGCAGGAACAACCCAGUAAACAACUCGGUGAAGAGACUGAGUCAACAAAGAAAACAGAAUCAGAGAGAGAGGGGGAACUGGCCAUGAAGAGAACAGGAUCGGGAGUCUUGGCCCUAACGAUGGCAUUGACGGCGUCCUCGAUUUU